AUGGGUGUGUUUGGUGUUGAAGCAGAUGAAGUGUCAGUGUCAGUGAUGGAGGGAGAUUAUCUCACUCUAAACACUGAUAUUACUGAAGUACCGAAAGAUAGUAAGAUAAUAUGGAAGUUUGGUGAUGAAAUCAUUGCUAGAAUGAAUGAAGCAGAUGGACAUCCCUCUACAUAUGAUGGUCCCGGUGCGAUAUUCAAAGACAGACUGAAGCUGGACAGACAGACUGGAUCUCUGACCAUCACAAACAUCAGAACUGAACACAUUGGACAUUAUAGUGUAGACAUCAAGGACACAGAUGCAAAAUUGAAGACAUUCCAAGUUACUGUCCAUGAUGAUGUGCAGUCAGUGUCAGUGAUGGAGGGAGAUUCUGUCACUCUACACACUGGUGUUACUGAAGUAAAGGGAGAUGAUCAGAUACUGUGGAAGUUUGAAGAUCAAGUCAUCCGCAUUGAUCGCUUAAACAGCGCUGCUGACUCGAGAUGGAGUAGGCCUAACAUUCAUCUGAACGAUCAAACCCGAGAGCUCACCAUCAGAAACAUCCGAAGAGAUCAGUCUGGAGAUUAUAAAGUGGAGAUCAACACCAGCAGUAUGAUCUUACACAGGAAAUUACGUAUUAAUAUCAGUGGUGUGUUUAGUUUCGAUGGGGUGAAGAAAAUGUCAGUGAGGGAUGGAGAUCCUGUCACUCUACAGACUCGCAUUACUGAUAUAACAGCAGAUGAUGGCAUCCAGUGGACGCUUGGACCUCAACACACUUCCGUAGUAAAAACUGACAGAGAGAAUCGAAGAAUAAUAUAUAAUGAGCAUGAUGUGAGAUUUACAGACAGACUGCAUCUGAAUAUUCAAACUGGAGAUCUGACCAUCAGCAACACCAAGACUGAAGUCUCAGGACUUUAUCAGAUAAAGAUCAUCAAACGCACAUAUACCAUACAGAAGAGCUUCAGUGUCACUGUCAGUGCUCAGUCUGGUGCUGCAUCAGGGAUAUGUGGUGCUGGUGUUGGUCUGGUGGUUUGGGCUGUAACUGUGUUUUUUGCUACAAGAAGUAUAAGCAACCAAGGCAAAGGUGUUUCAGUGAAUGUAAAGUGAAUCACUCUCAGGAUCAACAAGAAAAGAAGAAACAACAAUUCAUAAUCGCUGUAUAACAAUACAAACGUAGGCUUUGCGUGACAUACUAAUUAGUGUUUAAUUUGUUUUUAUGAAUAUAUUUUUGACAUAUCACGGUUCAUGUAUUUUUGCCUCAUGCUUGACUACUAGAACAAAUGGAAAAAUUGUAAACAACAUAGUCUAAAAUGUUCAAGUUACAGAACCAUUGAUGACGUUUUCUCGUUAAAUAUAAAAUAAAUCAACAUAUGCUUAAAAUCUAUCCCCUGUAAACCAGCAGGGUUUGGUUGCUUGAAAUUGGUGUUUUCUCUUAGUGUAAUCUUCAGGUUAUUUGCAUAGGGAUAUGGGUGCAAAAUAUAAUUUCUGUGCCAUUCAUGUGCAAGUUUAUGUUUAUGCUGUGCGCAUACAUUUGGAUCUAUGUACAAACACACAAUAAAGCCAAUCAAACUUGAUAAAACUGAGACUAUAUUUUAUGGUGCCAGAGUGAACAGUGUAAGUCACUGAAAUUGCCCAUCAGGCAUGUUAAUGUCUUAUCAAUAG
Sinocyclocheilus grahami is the source of this 1638-nucleotide messenger RNA. RefSeq lists its product as uncharacterized. Bases 1 to 1083 code for a protein of 360 amino acids. The transcript has 7 exons. The record is from RefSeq and is a predicted model, not a curated record. Lineage: Eukaryota; Metazoa; Chordata; Actinopteri; Cypriniformes; Cyprinidae.